AUGACGCUAGACCUCCCCCUCGUCAUUCACGAGUACGUCAGGAAGAUGCUGCGCGAUGCUUCUGUCGGUAUGAAAGCAUUUCUGCUGGACGAGUUCACGGUUGGUCUAACUGUUGUGAUGAUGUAUUUGUUCCUAACGUUUCCUUUCCGCAGAUGA
Molecule: messenger RNA, 156 nt
Organism: Micromonas commoda
Lineage: Eukaryota; Viridiplantae; Chlorophyta; Mamiellophyceae; Mamiellales; Mamiellaceae
Exons: 1
Coding region: 1-156 (51 amino acids)
Source: RefSeq, a predicted model, not a curated record